CUCCACUCCACUCCACUCCUCGCUGCCACCCUCGAGCUCGACACCGGGCGCGCGCCCGCGUCCCCAUGAAGGCCGUCGGCGACCACCACCACCACGGCCUCCACUCCCCCACGCCGGCGGCGGCGACCAAGAUCUCCAUCCUCGUCUCGUCCGGCGAGGGGGCGGUAUUCGGUAAGGGCCGGUACAAGACGUGGGCCCUCGCCGCCAUCGCGCUCCUCGCGCUCUGGUCCAUGUUCGCCGCCUCCGUCUCCCUCCGCUGGUCCUCCGGGGACCUCGCUGCCACGUUCGGGGACGCGAGCGAUCCGCUCAUCGACGUCCUCGAUCCCCUCGAGAUGGAGCAGAGGGAGAAACUAGUGCGCCGGAUGUGGGACGUGUACACACGCACAGGCGAUCACGUACGGCUUUCGCUGUUCUGGCAGGAAGCAUUUGAGGCUGCAUAUGAGGAGCUUGCUGGUGAUGAUAUGCUGGCUAGUGAUGCUGCUAUAUCUGAGAUUGCUCGCAUGUCAGUCCACAGGCCUGAGGUUGAGCAGUCGUGGUAUAAGAGUUAGGCUGAAGGUGAAGAAGAGUUACCUAAGUGUCGACGUCCCAUACUCCCAUAUGAAGAUCACUUGCUAUGCAUGAUCGUUGCUGCUAUUCAAUUUUCAAGCUGUGCUGUCUUUGUUCACUUAGUUUGACAGUGGAUGCAGAAGUCGCGGGUUUCUGGUAGUUACCUCCCCUUGUCAAUUGUUUCUGGUGUUAUUAUCCACUCAAAUGAGCACAGCUCUUGCUAGAUAUGUAUGUAUCCUCUGAACAGAGGUCAAAGAUUUCUUCUGUCCUCGACGGUAUCAGGGAGCCUAGCAGGAGCUGUUCAAAUUUUAAUCUUUUAUUCACUAGUCGGUUGUGUAAUAAGUCUGCACAUUUGUGCGCGAAACAAGCUUCAAGUACGACGGUUAGUGGUGUGUGGAGUAUGUACAGUGGGUGUUUAGAGGAGGUGCUUACGAAAAAAAUUGGGU
Molecule: messenger RNA, 992 nt
Organism: Phragmites australis (common reed)
Lineage: Eukaryota; Viridiplantae; Streptophyta; Magnoliopsida; Poales; Poaceae
Exons: 3
Coding region: 66-548 (160 amino acids)
Source: RefSeq, a predicted model, not a curated record